UCCUGCUCAUUAGCCUGAAGCGUGUGGCAGACUUGUGUAAUCGAUCCACGUUGACGACUCAGCUUCGAUUUCGGAUCUCUACAUCCUGAUGUGAACGCGGAAAAGCUAAAAUAAACAAUUUAAUCAAGCUGUUUGUCUCCGUUUAUCUACGCAGAUCGGUGUGAAGUCCUACUGAGUAGCUAGAUUUAGGUGAUCAGAGAACGUAAACACUUUUAUUAGAAGAGGAGAAAAUAAAAUAAAAGCGGUUUUGUUUGUGUAGAAAGGCUCGGCUCGUUCUCCAAAUGUCCGCGUCCGCCGCCGCCGGCGCCUCCCCCGCUGCCUCGCCGGGCUCGCGGCUCUCCGCCCCGGCCGCGGGUAUGUCGGUGUUCCGCUGGCUGGAGGUGCUGGAGAAGGAGUUCGAUAAGGCGUUUGUGGAUGUGGAUCUGCUGCUGGGGGAGAUCGAUCCGGACCAGGCCGACAUCACGUACGAAGGCCGGCAGAAGAUGACGAGCCUGAGUUCGUGCUUUGCUCAGCUUUGCCAUAAAGCACAGACUGUCUUUCAGCUCAAUCAUAAAUUAGAGGCUCAGCUGGUGGAUCUGAAGUCGGAGCUGACGGACGUGCAGGCAGAGAAGGUCGUGGUGGAGAAGGAGGUCCAUGAGCAGCUGCUCCAGCUUCACGCUCUGCAGCUGCAGCUCCACGCCAAAGCAGGCCAGAACGUCGACUCCAGCUCCAUUAAAGACAGGAUGCCUGUUGCCUCCGUGGAGGAGAUGGAGAAGGAACUGGAGGCCAGUAAGAAGGAGAAGGUGAAGGAGGUGAAGCUGGAAGCCGAGGUGAGGAUGCUGAAAAAAGAGAACGAAGCCCUCCGCAGGCACAUCGCAGUACUGCAGGCUGAGGUGUACGGCGCCAGACUGGCAGCCAAAUACCUGGACAAGGAGCUCGCUGGGAGGGUCCAGCAGAUUCAGUUAUUAGGUCGGGACAUGAAGGGACCGGCUCACGAUAAACUGUGGAACCAGCUGGAAGCUGAGAUUCAUCUGCACCGCCACAAAACAGUCAUCCGAGCCUGCAGAGGGCGCAACGACCCAAAGAAGCCUUUGCCAUCACCCGCAGGACAUGACCCAGAAUCUCUGAAGAAGACUCAAGGAGUCGGUCCUAUCCGCAAAGUGCUUCUGUCUAAAGAGGACCACGAGGGGCUUGGGAUCUCGAUCACAGGAGGUAAAGAGCACGGCGUUCCCAUCCUGAUCUCGGAGAUCCACCCGGCCCAGCCUGCAGAGCGAUGCGGGGGGCUGCACGUGGGAGACGCCAUAUUAGCCGUCAACAACAUCAACCUGAGAGACGCCAAGCACAAGGAGGCAGUGACCAUCCUCUCUCAGCAGAGAGGAGAGAUUGAGUUUGAGGUGGUGUACGUGGCACCGGAGGUGGACUCGGAUGAUGAGAACGUGGAGUAUGAGGAUGAGAGUGGGCAUCGCUAUCGUCUCUACCUGGAUGAGCUGGAGGAGGGAAAUGGCAGUAGCCAUGGCAACGGCCCUGCUGAUUCUGCAUCACUGCAAGUUGUGGAGAAGCACCUGAUGGCGGACGGAGCCGAGAACGGAGACACGGGCAUCUCCAGCGAGAGUCCAUCUGAGGAGACGCCCUCCAAGACGGCCGAGUCUCCUCAGAACUCGUCCUGAAGAGCUGGGAGAGACGAGAGGGGCUCCGGUCCCCUCCUCACAGGGAGAAGGAGAGAGAGAAAUAAAAACUCCAGCCCUGUAUGAUACCUGUAACAUACCAAGACGUGUGUUUUGUACCGUAUGGACAUGACACAGUUUCAGAGUCCACUGGAGAUCACAUGGAGACACUGGGAGGAAACACAGAGAGGACAGCUUCUCACGUGGAAGUUGUACUCAAGCACGAUGUCUUCUGAAUUAACAUCAACUGUGGUCAGGAAAAUGGCUGAGUGUGAUGUGUAUUUACAGAGAAACAGCUCUGGAAAGGUGGAAGAGAUGGGAUGUGAUGGGUGCUUUUUUUUUUUUUUUUUUUUUUUUUUUUUUUUUUUAAAUAUCCUUUGUGUGCAGUUACUGAUCCCCAGCAGGUGAAUUAGGCCUGAGCUCUGAUGCAGUACUGGGGAAUUAAUCUAAAAUCUCUUCUUUCUGUAAAUUAAUUGGAUAUAGCAAAGAGUGGAGGUUAGCAUACCACAUAUAAUCAUUAUCUAACGUAAGGGUAAAUCCACCUCAAAUCACCAGAUUUAAAAAAAAAAUCUUCCCGACCAACCAUCUCAGAUUUGCUUCAUAUUUUCUGGAAAUAAUGUCACUAUUCCGAAUAAAAUAGUGCAGAAUUUCAAGCUUGUAUCUGCAUUAGUUUCUGAGAUAUAGAGGCUUUAAAAGGGGGCAUGGCCCUGGAAAAACCAGUGCUCCAGAAAAAGUUGCACAAGUCCAUAAAUUUUGACUUAUUCAUGCUAGAUACAUGCAGUUUUUUAGGGAUUGUUGUCUAGUAUACGCUGUCUUUAACUUGUAAUUGAAGGUACACAGUUGCAUAUUUGCCAAUUUAUGGCCUGCUAAAAAUAUAAAAAUAAAUAAGUAAAUAAAAAUAAACAGAAAUGUCCUUUGGCCCUCUAUAUCUCCACACUAAAGCACAUCAGAUCUUUGAAAUUUUCAUAUCUAUUACUCAUGUUAUAGUACUUUCUUAGCAAUUAGGUGUAUGUCUGAAAGAACUCAAACUUUCUGAUUUAUGUGGUGUUAAAAAUGGGAAAAAAAAUGUUUGCACCUUUAUUUCAAAUGUAUAUUGCCCAUGUAUGACAAGGUCUACCAUAAAAAGAAUUAUAUCACUUGUAGGAGCAUAUUUUAAUUAGCAAAAGCACAAAAUAUUGAAGGAAUCUAUAACAAUAAAGGUAUAAAAUAUGCCAUGCUUUACUACAAACAACAGGCUAUAAAUUGACAUGUAUGCAACUGUGAACCUUCUAUUUUUUAAGUUAAAGACAUCUUAUACUAGACAACAGUCUCUGUAAAUUUCAUGCAUUUAGAAUAGUUCAAGAGUAAUUUUGCUGUAGUUUUCACAGGGCCACACCCCCUUUUUUAAAGCCUCUAUAUCUCAGAAACUAAUGCAGAUGGUCAGUUGGGAAGCUUCCAGUGAUUUCACGUGGAUUGACCCAUAAAUUUUUUGUCUUUCGUACAUGUCAUUUUAGUGUCUUCCUGUUUGGAAAAAGGUGUUGUUUCCUCUUGUUAUGGGCAAAGGGUUGGUGAAAUGUUAUUAUUCAGCCUAGAACUGAGCGAUAUGUGAAAUUAAUUUACAGACUUGCUUUAUUAUCCACAUUUUUAGUUCAUUUCCAAGAACAAGAAUAGAACUGACUUUGCAGUAAGGCCCGCCUCCUUUACUUUCAUUGCCUUCCAUGCUUAACCAAUCACAGCCGUUUCUGCACUCAUGCUUGCUCUGAUUGGAUGCUAAAAGCCAGAUUAAGAAAGAGAGUUAUACAUGAGCCGUGUAGCUACAGUGAAACUGUUGACAAACGUGUGGCGUCUGGAAAAAACCUUUCACCUAGUCAGAUUUUGACAUCACGGACAUUUUAAGACCCAGAAUGAAUGAAUUACGUGUGUGUAUGUUUAGCGAUGACAUGUCCCUAUCCAGCAACUUGAUCAAAUUGUGACGUUGACUGCGUGAGGAAAUCACACUUAGCUAGCUAGGUUGCGGACAUCUUUAAACAGACUGACUGUUUUUACCACUGCGUUUGUUAAACAUAACACAACAUGAUCUUUGCAGGAAGGUAACCACAGCAAGGUUAGAAAGUAAAUAAAAAAAACUUCCGUUUUUUAUCGUUUCUUGAAGUAUAAGCAUCGAAGUAGAUUAUAAGCAGAAAAAAACACAAUUUUGGCCCAAACCAAAUUUUUCACUUUGUCCAUUUUCCAGAAUUCAGCUACAUCAGUGACAUCCAAAGGGUUUUCCCAGGCCACAACACACAUCUAUAUUUCAGGAAAUAACUUUGUUAAAAGUGCUAAAUCACAUAGUGUAAGGGUGGCGUUAUAUUUCACAGGUAACUACAUGCACACACACACAUCUACUGCUGCUGCUUGUGUAUAAUUCCUCACAUAAUAACUGGUCUGCGUACAUUAUACGCAUCUGGAGGAUUUAAAACUCUAUCAACCAGAUCCCUGCUGCAAAAAAAUAUCUUAGUGUAAAAUUAGUGUAAAUUAGUAGUAUGUAGCUAAUAUUUCUCAUGAUAUAAGUAUUAAGCCUAUUUAUAAACAUUUCUACUAAUCAUAAGCUUAAAAAUGGCAGAAAUUUCACUAUUUUACUUAAUUAGAUAUCUUUUUUUGCAGUAUGGACAGCAGGUUUCCAUGACAACUAGUAAAAUGUUAGCGAUUUCACCAGAACUUAUGCGCAUGUUUGUCACUGUAGAGAGGAGUGGAAAUAUAUGUAUAAAAAUAUGUGGAGAAAAAAAAACCCAAAUGCCUAAAAUGUCUGUUAGCUUGUUUUGAGGACUUUCCAAAAUUGUUUUGUAGCUGUAACGUGUGUCUCAAAUCACAUACUUUGACCUAAACUAUAAAUGUUCAGAUGUAGAAAAUAUUGAGGUUUGGGUAUAAGAGGGUUUGUUAAAAAUGCAUGUGAUGUAAAUGAUCUGCUGAACGUUAGUGUGUGAUUUGAGACGCAGCUCAGGUUGGUUUAGUCUGCUGCCGCUGUCGUGUUUUGAUAUACUCUCGGCAUCAUUGCGUCAUGCAGACACACAAAGCGGAGGAGUUUCUGAGGAACUAAUGAGCCAAAUGAUCGCAGAAUAUAAAUAGCAGCCAUUUUGUGUACACACAACACCCAAUAGCCUAACUGGGAAGUCACAUCACUGUGUGUGUGUGUGUGUGUGUGUGUGUAUCUUUGUGAGUCUGUCUGUCUGUCUGUCUUUCAGCUUCUGAAAUAUUUCUGCAGUAUCUGAGAAUGUGGUAUAAUAAAUUCUGGACCAUUUCUGUAUAAAAGAGAUAUUAAUGUAAAACGCACUGAGGAUGUGUGUUAUACAUGAAAAUGUAGGAGAAAUGAUGUAGGGACAGAUCCAUUUAGCUAGCUAAGUCCUUCUAUGAAUAAUGUAAACGGAGAAUGAUGGUGGAAAUGUGACAAAAUAAUAGAGAAUAUCAACAUUUACCUCAGAUGUAUUGGAAAAUUACUUAAAAAAAGACUUUGUAUGUUAUGAUUCUGAGAGUUGCCAGAACACUGCUACAUAUACUUACACUGCGUUCAGACAGGGAUUGUGUAUUCAUUGUGUUUAGAAAUAUAAAUGUGAAUAAUUUCCUAAUGUGAUAUUCAUGACUUUCUCACAGAGUUCACUGUUGGUGCUUCUCAGGUUGGAACUCGUCAGCAGUUCAGUUAGCGAUCAACACUAAAUAUAAAUGGAAUUUUAGCCAUAUAAAUUCAUUUUUUAAAUAAUUUACUAACAUAUCUGAGGUAAAUGUUGAUAUUUUCUACAAUCUUAUCUCCUUUCCUCUAUCGUUCUGCAUUUACAUUGUUCUUUAAGAAAAAGUUUGUUAUGUAUUAGCUAGCUAAAUCAAUCUCUCCAACUAUUAGCUAGCUUAUACUCCGGGGCUGUGUUUCUCAGUUGCCAAGCAACAGUGUUCGUCCAACUUUAACCUCUUGAGAACCAAUUUAUAGCACAAAAUUGAUUUCCAUUUGAACGCAUCAUUAGAGGAAUAUUGUUAUAGGAACGUAAGGUAACAAGUGGAAUCUGAUAAGAAGCAGCCUGGUUUACAAUUUUGCUUUUUUUUUUUGUUUUUUUAAAUUGUAAGAAAUGCCCAAUAGGAAAUAAGAGAUAUCACUUACUGGGAUGCAGAGGGAAAAAAACUGAGAUGUUAAAGUACCGGUAAGGUGACCUGAGAAUGUGCAAUAUGUGUGUGUGACUUGAGGUGAACAGGGUGCUGUUCUUCAUCCAUCACGUAACAAAUAAGUAAGUCAUGCUGUUAGAGGAAUAUAAUCAACGACUGUCACUGUGGCACUGUUGAUUAUUUUCCUCUAACAGCAUGUCCUGAAGUGUUUUAUUCCUCUUAGACCACAGCAAUUUGCUACCAAUUUGUAUUUAUUAAUGAAUGUAAUACCAUUUAAUACAUUUAAUCUGGAACAUCUUUUUUUUCCCCAAAAAAAACUUCAUUGCUGUUACCACUUACAUUAUAGUAGCUCUAAACAGUCGUAACAUCACCACCCUCUCUUUUCUCUCUCAAAGGUAAUAACAAGAAAAAAUGUCACAUAUCUGAGAAACCACAACAUGCAAAAUGCUCUAUGCUGUGACUCUGAGAGCUGUGAUGAUGUCUUCUGUGUGUAUAGCAGUAAAAUAUCAGCAAACCUAAA
Molecule: messenger RNA, 6267 nt
Organism: Pangasianodon hypophthalmus (striped catfish)
Lineage: Eukaryota; Metazoa; Chordata; Actinopteri; Siluriformes; Pangasiidae
Gene: gopc
Product: golgi-associated PDZ and coiled-coil motif containing
Exons: 9
Coding region: 282-1646 (454 amino acids)
Biological process (GO): negative regulation of protein localization to cell surface
Cellular component (GO): membrane; Golgi apparatus; trans-Golgi network transport vesicle
Molecular function (GO): transmembrane transporter binding
Source: RefSeq, a predicted model, not a curated record